UGGCCACUCAUAUUUCUGCCUGAUGCCAUCCAUACUAUACAGACCUUGAUGAUGUUUCAAGAGGAGCUAAGAUAAAAAUCAACUACUUUAUGAUUUUUGGCCAAAGAAUGUACAGAUGAACAUCAAUGAUGAAUGAGUUUAAGUUGCAGUUGAAAGGAUUAAUUGCAACAUUAGAGAAACUGCCAAGUAGUCAGCAAAGGGAGGCCAUAGACAUCUUGCAACUAACAAUAAACCACCAGUUCCAUGGCACACAAGCUAAUGAAGAUGCUUCUGCUACCAGCUCAGCAGACUUCAGUAUACCCAGAGAUAUUCACAGUCAGCAAUCUCUCUCUCUGGGCAGGGAGAAAUUGCAGGGAUCACAGGAUGUCAUUGGACUGAAGGCACCAAACGUGCAUCAGCAAAAUAUAAGUGAAGGGAGACUACAUGGGGUUCAUCAGCAAAAUGUCAUUGAAUCUGAGGAAAUCCUAUCUGAGUCAGAACAGUCAAGUCUGAAGAAGGUGAUUCUACCACUGCCGCAUCAGCAGAAUUCUGUUAAGGAUCAUUCACACGAACUACAUAGUCAGUCACUGGAAGUAAUACUACCACAGGAUUUGAAUGUGCCAAGAACACCAGACCACUCAUUAAUAUCAUUAGAACCAUUCCCUCAAGCACACACUUCUGACCUUGGUACUGUUCACAGUUCCUUGCACCAUAGUGUAGAUACUCAUACUGUCCAGUGCUUGCAGCAAUCCUCUGGGGUUUUAUCUCAGCAGACUGAAAAUUUAACAGAAGAAUUGGAGACAUUUGACAGAGCACAGCAGGCAGCAGCUAAAAGAAAUAGAUUACAGGAAGUAGUUGAAAUUGUAUCACAAGAAAUAGCUACAUACAGAAGCCAGGAGAAACUGGGAAAUGAAACACAAGACUCAUCAGAAUUAGAGUCACUGCUUCAUCAGCAUGAAGAGUUAGGGAGAGAAAUGUUACAGGAACAAGAUAAUACACAAGACUUUCCUGGAAACCAAAAUGUGAAUAGUCCAGAAAACCAAUUUCAUGCAAGUCAUUUAAGAAAUGAGAAUGUGAAAGCAACAGACACAGUUACUCAGGAUGACAUUGUGACAGAGAAAGAUACUAUACCUUCCUCAAGUUUUAUUACAGAGAAUGAAGGAGGGAGUAUGUUUUCAGAGCAAGAAUCAUAUGCAUUUAAUUUCAAGUUAGAAUCAGAAAGAAAUAGUUGCACAGACCUUCAGUAUAGCAGUUGCAGUUUACCCAGAAAACAUGUGGAAGAGAUUACAUCAGGAUCAUAUUUUAGCAGUCAGGAAGUGGAUAAAGAAGGUCAUGUUGUCAGUCAGGAGCAGGAGUUAGUCAGUCUUGAUCAUGUUGAGAAUGUUGUAGAUCCCGAAAAGAACAAGAUUGCAAUCAAUGAGCAAGAAGAACCAAACACCACAAUAGCUAGUGGUACAGAAGGAGAAAAAGGUGAUGAGAAAGACAGCGCAUCACCUCCAGUAGAACGCAGGUCUCUCAGAAAGCGAAAAUGCAGAAAGAAAUACUGUACUGAUACUGUCAAAGAAAAGAAAUCUAAAAGAAGUGGUAUUGACUCUACAGUACAAAAAAGAGAUCAAGUACACAGUUCAAAGAGAUUACCUGAAUCAGCAUUGGAAAAAGAAAACAAGGAAAACCAGUAUGAGAAAACAGCGCAUAAGAAUACCAAAGGAAAAGAACCUGUCAGUUUGAACCCAAGCUCUAGUAGUGAGGUACUUUCAUCUGCAAAUAUUAGCCAGGAAACUCAGAAUGAAAUUAGCUGUGAACAAACCAAAGAAUCAGCAGUGGACCAAAGUCAGACACAGAACACAGCUGAUAAGCAAGCCAAGUCACUUCAGUCAGACUCUAGUACAACUACACUGACUGAGCUAAGGAAUGAGUGUGAUGGUUCAUGGCCUCCCACACUGAGACCAGUUUCCUGUCGGAGUUGCAAGAAGGAAUUGCCAGACGAGUCUCUGUUCUCAGUGCACCUAAGACAGUGUGAGGGACACCUGGUCUGCAACUAUUGCCAUGCUAGAUUUGUACACAAGGUAACAUUUUCUAGACAUAUAGAGGGACACAAAAGAAAUGUAUGCAGCAAGUGCCCACAGAGUUUCUGCAGUCACAAGAAGCUAAAACACCACAUGAAAGUGGAGCACAACUUUGAUCUGGUGACAAAAACAUACCCUUGCCAGUUUUGUACCCGAAUUUUUCUCAAGAGAUUUUCUCUCUACUAUCAUCUCAAGAUUCAUGCUUCAGAGUCUGAGAUUGUGUGUCAGAAGUGUGGGGUAUUCUGUCAAGGUAAUGAGAAUUUCAAAGCACACAUGGCAGAGCAUGUAAAAGCAACAGAUUUCCACUGCCAUAUCUGCACUGCCAGCUUCCGACGUCGCCAGCAGUACAAUGAUCACCUUAAGCUACACAAAAAAUACACCUGUGAAUUGUGUGGGCAACCCUUAACCACCAAACGAGCAUUGGUUCGUCACUGUCGCCAGGAGCACAAGACCUUACCCCGAAACAUCAAGGCAGAGCAAGAAUACAAAUGCGACAAGUGCGAUCGUGUAUUUCAGAGACCAUCAAUUCUUCAGAAUCAUCUCCAGCUUCAUAAAGGUGUAAAACCCUUGGAAUGUAAGCUGUGCAAUAAAAAGUUCAGCCACCAGCGUGGGCUCCGCAAACACAUGACAGGAGUUAUUCAUGAACACAUGCUUCUUACAAACAACUUGCAAAAGGACCAUGCCUAUGAUGUGAAGCAGAAUUUGGCUUUUACCUGUGAGUAUUGUGGCAUCAAGUUGCCAUCCAGAAACAUGCUUUUGAAGCAUAGCCGAGUUGCUCACAAAGUGGGAAUUACGUGGACUUGCCCUCACUGUGACUACAAGACAAAGAGAAAUUAUGCACUGAAGAGACACAUGGAACUACACUUAGAAAGUAGGAAUUUCAUGUGUGAAGUUUGUGGUAGUUCUUUCCAUGCACUCGGCACACUGAAAGAUCAUUACAAGUUCAUGCAUUCAGAUGAACGAAACUUCAAGUGUACAGAAUGUAGCAAAACCUUCAAGAACAAGUCCUCUUUGGCACGUCAUCAUCACACACAUUCAGAUAACCGGCCAUAUCAGUGUCAUUGUGGAACAAGUUACAAGCGUCUCUCUCACCUUAAGAGGCACAUGUUAUCAGCACAUGAUGAAACCUUAAAAUCCAGACUUACUAAAAAGUUCAGACGGGUAGAGGACAUGGAGGCAAGUAAGGGGAAGUUAACAGAGGGCCAGGAGACUGCCCCUUCCACAGAGUUUUCAGAAGGGGAAGAUUUUGAGUUUGUGGAUGUGUCAAACUCGUCAUUGUCUCCUGUAAUUCAGACAGUUCAAACUACAGUCAAGGACACAUCAGAUAUCUUGCUACCUGCACAAGAGAGUAUAAUUCUAAUGGGUGAGAACUCCAACUCUGAACAGAGCCAGCUUAUCACUGUUGGAGAUUCCCAGAUUAUUCAGUUAAUACCAUCAACCUUUCAGUUCCCUCAAGAAAGUACUUUUCAAACAGUGUCUUUGGUAUCAGCCAGUGAACUGCAUACCUUGCCUCUCUCCUCAGCAGCUCCUUAUGGACAUGUUGGUCAUAGCAGCCAAGUGGUUGUAGAGCCUUUUAACUUGUCACAGAACUCUGAGACUAUGGUAAUGGUGCCUACUUCACCCGAUAAUGAUCCGCUUGAGUCAACAUUGAGAACCCUGGAGAAUGAGGGCCUGGUAGACACAACACAGACAGUGAGACCCGUCGAAAAGCAUGAUGCCAAAGAUAUCAGUCUUCAUUCUCUCACAAAUCCUGGAGAACUAACCAUGACUUCCAAUCUUCACACAUUUGACUAUACAGAAACACCUUCUUCCCAGUCUUUGUUACCCACGCUUCCUCCCGCACACUACAUAACUCACAGUCAUGCAUCAAACUCUCAAAUAGGUCAGGAAUUACUGCAGCAAAAUCUUAUAUGCUCAGAGUUUGUGCUUCCAGUGGAUAAUGAUAGAUAAUGAUGUACUCAAGUUAAAUAAAUAUGUAAUAUAAUAAA
Messenger RNA from Penaeus vannamei (Pacific white shrimp), 4033 nucleotides. The record is from RefSeq and is a predicted model, not a curated record. Lineage: Eukaryota; Metazoa; Arthropoda; Malacostraca; Decapoda; Penaeidae.